AUGGCCGCUUGCAACGCCGGAUGGGGCUCAAAAACCUACUUGCAGUUUCACCGACCGGAGCCUCGAGUCUUCUCUGGCCUGCACAUUGACAUCAACUCCUGCCCCGUGUGAACCAAAGAUCCCGAACUUUGCCCCACUUAUUUUUCUUCGUCUUCACGUACUUUUGCUUCGACUCGAGCCAAGCCUGUCCUGCUUCAAGCUUCGCUUGGAUGUGAUCGAGUCCACCCGCAGUCCAAACCUGAGACUAGCCGACAAAUCAGCUCGCUUGGUUGUAAAAUCCAGCAAACUGUAUCACUUCCCGUGCCCCCCUUGAGCCCUUUCUCCUCUGAUCCUGUGGGCCUGGACGCCGUGAUCCGAUCGCAAUUCUGUCCUCCCGAUCAGCCGCCAUGUUGUACUGUACCACACGACCAGAUCGCGCUCAGACACCUUUUUCAAUAUAUAUCCACAUUUGUAAGCUACCCCUUAACCGUUACUACGAGCGAUAUCAGCUUGCGCUCUAUUUUUCUAACUCAUCCUUGCCGCAAACACCUCAACUCUUCACUCGUUUGCUUUCUCCCCAGACUCCCGCUCAACUUGCCACCAACUGCACGCAAGAACCCGGACCAAGAUAAAUACGAAUGA
Messenger RNA from Protopolystoma xenopodis, 621 nucleotides. The record is from the annotation of a GenBank genome assembly. Lineage: Eukaryota; Metazoa; Platyhelminthes; Monogenea; Polystomatidea; Polystomatidae.